Messenger RNA from Coregonus clupeaformis (lake whitefish), 934 nucleotides. RefSeq names its product RPA interacting protein (gene rpain). The record is from RefSeq and is a predicted model, not a curated record. Gene Ontology annotation, cellular component: nucleus; PML body. NCBI's taxonomy places the organism in Eukaryota, Metazoa, Chordata, Actinopteri, Salmoniformes, Salmonidae. Bases 153 to 836 code for a protein of 227 amino acids. The transcript has 7 exons. Gene Ontology annotation, biological process: protein import into nucleus.
AACAACUUCCGGGCCACGAGGAUUGUCGAAAAGGUUAAAAGUCGCGCAUAAUGCGCAUAAACAUAAUUAUUUCGUUUGUUGUUGUCAACUUGUAGCUAGCCAGAUUUUUUUUAUACACUUACUUGCGAUACAUCCUCAAAGCUACUGAUAUCAUGGAUGAGUUACACAGACAUCGUUCUCUUUACAAGGGGACGACUCCACCAUGGAAGGAAACCUACAGAAAGCGUUGCGUGGACAGGUUGAAGAACAGCCGAUCCCGGUUACUGGAGAAGUACCGACAGAUGGGAGAUAGUCAACACUGCAGCGGCAAGGGCUCUGUCCUCGUCCAGGAGGUGAUGGAGGAAGAGUGGAAAGCGCUUCAGUCAGCCAACCGAGGGCUGCCCUCCCUGUGGAGUAAAGACUGCAUGGAAGAGGUGUACAGUGUCAUGAAGGAAUAUGAUGAACUGGCAGUGUUUGAAGAAAUCCAACAGGAACUCAUGUCUCAAGAGCACUCCAUCAUUGAGGAAUAUGAGAAAAGCAUGCGGUUUGAGGAGCAGUACUUGAAUUCAGUUGUGGAAGGGAUGGAAGGGGGGAGGCAAAUCAUAUGUCCUGUAUGUCAUGUACACAACCUAACCGUGAACAGCCAUUUCACCUCCUGUCCCUGUGGGCUUUACAUCAACACAAGGCAAAGCAACGUGACCCUAGAGUCUCUGCAGUGUCUGUUGGAGAGGCGGGUAACCGAACACAUGGAGGACUGUCUUCAUAACCCCGUCUUCUCCGUGGCCUCCGGUGCAGAUAGCCCGCCUAACCUCAUGAUAAGCUGCAAGGCUUGUGACUACCUGUCCAUAGUUCUGUGACUCACCUGUCCUACCAGGUGAAAAGUCUGAUUUUAAUCGUCCUGUGUCCGUGGGAGGAUUUUUGUUCUCUGAAAUAAACUUGUGUAUUUGUACAGCAA